AUGAGCACGCCAUCAGCGCUCACCGUCAUCUACCCACCAUCCUUCCAAAACUCCUUCUGGACCUCUCCUUCCUAUCGCCCCGGAGCCCAGAGUCUCUACAGCAAACUCCAAGCAGGUCUCGACGAGAACCAAUCCAUCCUCGCCUUUGUUGCUCAUCGUGCCCAACUCGAAUACAGCCAUGCGGAAGCACUCGCAACUCCCAACCCUACCCCUUCUUUCCCUGCUCCUCUCUUCAAGCAAGCUGCUGCCAUUCUCUCUGAAGUGCUCCCCAUCGAUGGUGUUGGCAGCAAUGGAGCGAGCGCUUCUCGUCGUUUUGCUGCCAAUGCUUCGGCCACCUGGCGCGCCUUUCGUAUGAUUCAGGAUGAAACCAACACCACUCAUGCCAACGCUCAUGGCAAGGUAGCUCGUCAUCUCGAGAAAUCCAUCCUCGAACCUUUCGGUAAAUGGGCAGCUGAUCAUAGGCGACGCGUGACUCAGAGCUGGCAACACGUCGACGCCACUCUCGCCCGUUUCGAACGUCAGAAGGGUGAGGUGGACAAGCUGGAGCUUAGCUACGAAAACAAGUGCAGAGCUGCUGAUGAAGCUGAGGAUGACGCUCGCUUUGCUCCCAUCGAUGAGGCGGACCUGCCCUCGCCGCAGCCGUCGCACGCUUCGCAUGGAACACUUCCACCACCCAACGCAGGCCAGCCACAGAGAAGGAGCGUCUCAGCAUCUGCAGAUUCGCCAUCGAACGACGACCAAACGGACCCAGACAAGAUCAAGCGUCGUGAAACCAUCCGCAAACAGUUUGGCUUCAGUCAUCGCGCCACCUCUGCCACUCACGCUCCUCCACUUCCCCUCAGCAAAGAAAGUAACGAGUUCGCUGGUGUCAAGCUCCCACCUCUCCCCACCGAGACUGAAGGUGAAGCUCUAAGCCCCAGUCCCGACUGCAACAUAUCCCUUAGCAACGCCACAAGCCUCAAGCGAUCCGCUACCAUCUCCGCCCUCGUCAGCUCAGCAGUCGACAAAAUGCCUGCCCCACUCAAAGCCGCCGUCGGAGGUGUCGUUUCCGGCGAACCCCGUCGCACCCGUCUCCGUCGCGAAGCAGACAAUGCGGAAAAAGUCUACGAAGAAGCUGUCCGCAACCUCGACCGCACCCGCUGUCAAGUCGAAGAAGUGCUAUUCGAACACUACGGCUUAACUCAACAAUGGGAACUUGACCGUAUCCGUGCUGUACAAUCCAUACUUGCCUCUUACAACCAAGCCGUUCAAGCAGAGAUUCCCAUUUUGCACCAAUCGUCUACGCGGGCAUUCAAGAUUCAUCAAGGCUUGGAUGCCUCGUUGCAAUUGAGGGCCUUGAUUAGGCAGGCAAGAACAGGACCUUUCCAUCCCACCGUUCAGAGGUUUCAGCCGUAUCAUCAUGACGAGAUCUCGUUGGGGAGGAAGGUGGGGCCGAAAGGCGUGGCACAUGGUUGGUUGAUUAAGAAUGGUGGAUUUGGAUUGGAUUUGUCCUUGGUGGACAGGUUCGAGUAUUUGGAGCGAUUGGAACGGCAGCAGACGGGAGUUGAGUCAACUGAAGCAGUCAAGGCGGAGGGGUUGGCUACUUUGCCUCCUGUGCUAGUGGCGUUGCUUGGUGCGCUGAACAGGGCUUAUGCUGAUGAUCAACGAUGGAAUGCGCUCGCUAAGGCUCUUGCUGCACCAAAGGUGCUUGAGGAAGGACAAGAGGAAAGCAUCUCAACCGGGGUAGACGCUGGUAUUGUAGCUCAAGAAAAGCGCAAAACAUGGAUCCUAGAAGUCCCACUUGCCAUCACACACCGUCUCCGAGACGCCCUAAUCGCUCAUCUCAACCCUUCCUCUGCCGAUCUUAUCUACGGUAACCCCACCAAAAGCAGCGAGAGCAGCGCAAACAACCCGAUCCCCGAGAAGCUGUUGGAUUCGUACGACCCACCCGUCCUCGCAGCUUGUGUCAAACUCUGGCUUCUCGAGCUCCAACAUAGCCUUAUUACAGAAGAGCUUUGGGAUCAGAUCGAUUCGAUCUACCAAGCUGCUGCAGGACAGGAACAUGAAGCGCUCGCCGCUUGCACUCCCACCGCUCCCGCUCCCGCCCCCGGCCCCGCCACGGAAGAAGGUGAGGAGGGAGAGAAGGAACAGCGGAAAAAGGCGGAAAUCGAUGAAGCAACCAAAGAAAAAAUCCGCAUUGGAGUUUUGCAAGAUCUUAGGGUGGUGCUUAACAAACUUGCACCUACGCACCUGGCCUGUCUUGAGGCUUUGUUCUCGCAUCUUCGCCAGCUGCUCCUCUCCACCAGUGAGGCAGCAGAAGGGGAUGCGGUCUAUGCGAACAAACUCGGUCUUGCAAUUGGAAGGGCACUCUUGAGGCCGAAGAGGGAGACUGGGUAUACAGUCACUUCGCAGAUUGGAACUUUGGUUGUGGUUGAUUUGUUGCUGCAUUUCGAGCAAGUCUUUCCGGAGGUAAUGGAGAAGAAAAGGAAUGAGACGAUGGAGAGGAUGAAUGCUAGUCCAAACCAGAAAUCCGGGUGGGCAGCGGGUGGAGGGGAAGGGGGAAGACCAAUGCCGACAAGGAAGAGAACUAAACCAGUGGAUCAGAGGAUUUCAAGAUCAAGUAUCGGAAGUGACUUGCAACAGGGAGCGAAGAAGUUAAUUGAGCAAAUGGAUCAAAGGGGGUCGCGCGUCUCUGUGGGAUCUACUCCUGCUGUGCCGAUUGUUCCGGCUGAGCAUAGCGAAAAGCCACAGCCACGGGCGAUUGAUACCCAGACCAACCUCGAUAGAGCAGCAGAGAAGAAGCAAGACGAUCUUGCCGCGCCUACACCUCUCAACGAACGAGUGCUCUUCUCAUCCACCCGACAUGCACAAAGUGGAAGCGGGGUAGAAGCAGAAACAGAUUCGAUUUCUAGCGAAAAAGGUGAAUCACAAACUCCCAUCCCGGAUCCCACCUCCGAUAGCCAAGCCUCCCAAGCACAGGCAGAGGCAGAGAAAGAGCGAGAGGGAGAGGGAGAGGGAGAGGGAGAAGAUAAGCCACUGUCCAACGUAGCUAGGCUUUCGAGGCAGUUCAACACCUCCCACCUUGGUUCCGGUGGUGCUAGUGCUGGUGAGAGUGGGCAUUCGAAACGGACAAGUAUGGGAGGAGCAGGUGGUGGGACUAGAGGACCCAGACCAGUAGGCGCUAGAACUGCUAGGAUGAGUGGUCAAUUCAGUUCUAGCUCCAACACUUCUUCGACUGCUGCCGUCGGGGAGGAAAAUGAUGAGACAAUUAGCAAGCAGGAUUGGAGACAAAGCUGGUCCCGAACUAUUGAACCUAGUGAUGCUUUGGUUGGUGAUGAUUGA
Molecule: messenger RNA, 3321 nt
Organism: Ustilago hordei
Lineage: Eukaryota; Fungi; Basidiomycota; Ustilaginomycetes; Ustilaginales; Ustilaginaceae
Exons: 2
Coding region: 1-3321 (1106 amino acids)
Biological process (GO): cytoskeleton organization; small GTPase-mediated signal transduction
Cellular component (GO): cell division site; division septum; plasma membrane
Molecular function (GO): GTPase activator activity
Source: RefSeq, a predicted model, not a curated record